Nematolebias whitei (Rio pearlfish) is the source of this 2067-nucleotide messenger RNA. RefSeq names its product olfactomedin-like protein 2A. Gene Ontology annotation, biological process: signal transduction. Gene Ontology annotation, cellular component: cell surface. The record is from RefSeq and is a predicted model, not a curated record. The transcript has 17 exons. Lineage: Eukaryota; Metazoa; Chordata; Actinopteri; Cyprinodontiformes; Rivulidae. The coding region runs from base 88 to 1854 and encodes 588 amino acids.
CUGCAAAAUGAAAUACCAAUUCUACAUUCAGAUGAGAUCAGAGAUGCUUUAAAAGUUUCUGACUUUAUCCGUCAUCUAAAUGCAAAAAUGGAACCUGGAAAAGAAAAUGUGGAUGAAGAUGACGUUUACAUCAUCCUGAAAAACUGCAAUGCAGAAAAUGUUACAGAGGCACUGAUAAAGUUGCCAGUUCUCCUGGAUCUCCUCCAUAACAGUGAUGCCUUCCGUGACAUCAGAGACUUUAUAAAAUCAAGCCUGCAAAAUGGAGAAGAAGAUUUUCAUGAAGAUGUCAGUCACGGCACCUCAAAAGACUUCAACACAGAAAACGUCCCUGAGGGACUGGAAAAAAUAUUACCAGUUCUCAUGGAUCUCCUGCAGAACAGUGAUGCCUUCAGAGAUGUCAGAGACUUUACUGAAUCGAGCCUGCAAAAUGGGAAAGAAAUGUUUGAUGAAGAUGACGUUUACAUCAUCCUGAAAGACUGUGAUGCAGAAAAUGUUACAGAGGGACUAAUAAAAGCACCAGUUCUACUGAAUCUCCUACAAAACAGGGAUGUCUUUGAUGGCAGCAGAGCUUUUGUUAAGUCCAGCAUGAAACAACCACCUUCUCCACACUCAGCUGGAAGGACUAGGGAUUCUUCGACUGCUUCGGACUCUAACAACCAUCUAAAUGCAAAGUUGGAACUAGAUAAAGAGACAGACAAUUUUCCUGAAGAUGUCAGCCAUGGCUCCUUGAGUAGUUUAGAGACUAAAGAGGUUACAGAGGAACCUAUAAAACAUUUAGCAGACCCACUUGAAGUGGACUUUUCCAGCAGUGCCCUCAGUGGCAACAGAACUGUGAAUAAAGCAUUCAUUAAAAAUGAGUCGCCGUUACCAGAUGGAAACAACAAAGAUACUUUCAACACCAAUGACUCCAAGAAACAUCAAAAUAGAAAAAAAGAUCCCGAUUUGUAUUUUUAUGUCACAGCCUCUCCGUCUGCAGACGGGGGUCAAAGGAGGAACACUUUGAACAGCAGCGGGAGCAAUUUGAACAAACAAAUGAAAAGUGACUCGUCAGAUUCGUUGCAGACGACCUACAAUACAAUCAACGCACCUACCCCUGAGAAGUGGACAAAAACAGAAUGUGGCAUUGAAGCCAUCACAUGCUCAGAGAACUCCACCACAAUGCAAGCCACUUUUGGAGCCUGGAUGUUGGACGCAUCCCGGCCGGAGGAAGAUCGAUUCUGGUUGGCUGAGCAUUUUUCAGGUCGAAUUUUGCGAGAGUUCAAGAACAUUUCGGCAUUUCCAAAUGCAAACCACAAAAUUAUUGAUCUCCAGAAGUUCUACCAGGGCUGUGGUCACGUUGUCUACAGAGGAGCGUUUUACUUCCACAAUGGAGGAACGAACCAGCUUGUAAAGUUUGCCUUGAACACACGGAGAAUGACCACUCUGGUCAUGCCGUACAGCAGAUAUCACAACCUGAAUUAUCUCUUCAGGAACUCAAAGACAUAUUUCAAGUUUGCUGUGGAUGAAAACGGCCUGUGGGUCAUCUUUGCCUCAAACACAGGCGAUAAGACCAUGGUCGCAAAGCUCGACCCAGUCAGCUUCACUGUGGAGUCCAUCAUUGACACGGCCUUCCCCACAGAUAAAACAGGGAAUGCUUUCAUCGUGUGUGGCGUGCUGUAUGUUACAGAUCCUUCAGACCGGGUUGUGACGUACGCAUUCGACUUGCAGACACAGAUUCUUCUUGAUGCAAAUUUUGCUUUAAGGCAAACUAAUGACAUCAUGGCUAUGCUGUCGUACUAUCCCUACACAAACCUUCUGUAUAUUUGGAAGAACAGAAGCGUGAGCACCUGCAGAGUUAAACUCAAACACGCCUAGAAAAGAAACCGUCGUGAAAUCUCAACAGUUUUCUAUGUUUUUAAAAAGUGACUUAAAUCUGUUUUUAUUUUAUUUUAUUUGUUUUGUUGCAAUGAACGUGUGACCUCCAAAAUACCGUAUGAGUACUGAAGAUUUACUGACAUACAGGUGAAUCUGAAAAAAAAUUAGAAUAUGGUGAAAAAGUUUUUGUCCGUCAUUUCAGAAAGUGAAACU